UAAUACUUUUGUUCUUUUUUCUCUCUGUUCUAAAUCUUGAUUUUGAUAGCGUCAGAGAAAUCCGCCCCCGCAAAUCUCAGAAAGAAAAAGCCAAGAACGAAAACAUUAUGAGUGAUAGUAUUGGCUUCCUGCCUAGAGAUGCUUAUAAGUUCGAAAAGAGUUGUCCAUUUAGGCUUUCUGUGAAACAGGAAUAUUUUAUUAUCAUGGAAAAGCAGCCUAAACCAGUGGCAUGUUCUUCUGUGUCUCAAUCUAAAGGAAAUCUUGUAGAGAGUAGUGACAGAAUCAGCAUUCUUCUAGACCGUAUUGCUCUUCACAUCCUUUCAUUUCUCAUGAUGGAGGAUAUUGCACGAUUGAGCGUAGUGUCAAAGCGGUGGCGAGCAUUAUGCAUAUCUAUUCCAUCCUUGACUUUUGAUGGCAUGAAAUAUGAACACAACCGUCGUAAACACGAUUGCUUUAUGGAUUUUCUUGAUAGGUUCAUCUUUCGACGCAGUGAAAUAAAGAUGCCGCAGUUUUGUGUUCGUUGGAUAUCUGACAAGUGGUAUCUGGAAGGAUAUCGUGUUCUCACAUGGUUGCAUUAUGCAGUUAGGUCUAAUGUGGAAGUGCUUGAUCUCGAACUCAAUAUACGCAGUGCAGGAAUUCUUCAAAUGCCACUUGAUGUUUUUCGUUGUGAAUCCUUGAGGUUUCUAACUGUGGAUUUGCAUGGACGGGUUUUGCAACUACCACCCUCAAAUGGAUUCACGAAGCUUCAAUCGUUAACUCUAAAACGUGUUCGAGUUCUUGACAAGCUUUUUGUGGAACAUGUCUUGUCUUUUUGCGAGUCCCUUAAUAAAUUAUGCCUUGAUAAUGUUACAGGGAUAAGUAACAUCAACAUCAGGUCCUCAUCUCUAAAAUAUCUGGAAAUUAGGAGCUAUGACUAUAAUGACCUCUUCCAUAUUGAUGUCUCGGUGGAGCUACUUGAUGAGUUGAUAGUAGGCUGGAAAUUUACUCCCUCUGGCGACAGAUCACUGAAAAUUGCUGCUCCCCACCUCAAAUAUUUGACAUGGGAUGGAUUUGGGCCAGAUCACUAUGUUUUGGGGAACUUAGAGUGUUUACGUUCUUUUGCAUUAAGUCUUGAAGAGCUUUCUAGCUCCUCGUACUUGGUGGAGUGUUUCAAGAGUGUGAAACGGAUUGAAGAUCUAGUGAUACAUGUGCAGUGUCUUAAGGCAUUACUAAAGGCAGGCAUGCUGCCAAUUCUUUGGGAGUGUUUACAUAGUUUGCGUAUAAACUUUAGCUCUUCAGAUGGUAUGGAUGAUGAUCUAGUCCCAGCAAUAGCCUUACUUCUGCACGGAUUUUCUAAUUUACAGGACUUGCACAUAACAUGUUGGAACGACCCUAAAUGUGAAGCUUAUUUUAGAGAAAAGGCGAGACCAUUGCCCGAGAAGGCAUCUGGAUUUAACACAACAUAUUGGGUAUCCAAAAGGUUGACGAGUAUUCGUCGUUUGAAGAGGGUAAAGAUGGAGCUUAUGAAAGGGCUUCUUUAUGGCAAAAAUUCAUCGGAGCUGCUAAAGUAUAUCUUCAAGCAUGCCAGAAGGUUGGAGCAGAUAGACGUUGUUUGUCCAUCUUCCUGGAAAUCAUAUAUUCUUGCGAAGAUCACUGAAUGUGGGGUGGCUUCAACUGUUAGAGUUUGUGUCGUUUGUAAGUAGACAUUUUAUACGUCCAAUGGUUUUUUUACCAUCAUAUGUGGAGAUUCGAACUUGGGGUAGACGCUUAAAACUUGAUUUUACAUAAGACAUGUUUGAUAAAGUAAUAUUAAAAAGGAAAUAUGAGUCAUAUUUUUAACUAGUAUAGUUUUUCUUUUUCUUUUUUUAUCAAGAAUACAAAGGUAU
This is a messenger RNA of Corylus avellana, 1865 nucleotides long. Its product is annotated as F-box/LRR-repeat protein At3g26922. Gene Ontology annotation, molecular function: protein binding. Lineage: Eukaryota; Viridiplantae; Streptophyta; Magnoliopsida; Fagales; Betulaceae. The record is from RefSeq and is a predicted model, not a curated record.